ACAAUUAGACGACAUUCUCCAAAGGCUAAUUAAGUUGUUAGUGGCAAGGUUGGGUGGGGUGCGGGCCAAAGCAUUCUGAUUUAGGCUUCGGACUGAUUAGAUGGGGUGGUGCCGCGGGGCUGGCCGGCUGUCCAAAUUGGGGAGUUAAUCAACGAAUUCAAUUAGCGGAGGCUUUCUAAUUCGAAACUCCCCAGUGGAAAUACAUCUCCAGACACAGGUCUGCCUUUCCUGCCACACAGCCUGCCGCAGCGAAGCCUUUGCCGGCAAGUGGUCUGCCUUGCCAGAUCGUUGCGUCAUCAGAUCGGAGCUCCAUCGAGGCACAGUCCCAGCCGCAGCCGCAGCUUCUUGCCCCAACCGCCAGCAACAACAGCAUCCACGAGAAUUGCAUUCAUGCAUCGUCCACUUCAGCCAGAUACUUCACAAAUUGGUGCUGUUGGCCCGCUUUGUUGACUGUUUUGUCUGACGCUCAGCUCAGAUCGAAAUCGUUUGGCUAUCUACUCGAGCCAUCUGUCCGCAGUGUCCGCACUGCCGCUCUGUCCGAUCGUAGCUCUGUCCGUUAAGAGUGCGUGGAUCGGAUCGCAUCGGAUCGGAUCGGUGUGCACUAUAAAAGUAACGCAAUGCACGCAAUCCAUUUACAGUUGCAGUUCUCCCUCGAAGCCAAGCGAAUCAAAGCCAAGCAGACAUGAAACUUCUGAUUCUUACCACCACGCUGCUGGCUGUGGCCAGUGCCGCCCCCGGACUACUCGACUAUGGACUGGGACACACGGCACCUGCCAUCAGCUACGGACAUGCUGCCCCAGCGAUCAGCUAUGCCCCAGCUCCGUCCUACAGCUAUGCGGCACAUGCUCCGUCCUACAGCUAUGCGGCACAUGCUCCGUCCUACAGCUAUGCUGCUCCCGCGGUGGUCAAGUCGUAUACGGCGCCUGUGGCAGUGGCUGCUCCAGUGGCUGUUAAGUCGUAUGCUCCGGCCACCAGCUACUCUCAUUUCAGUUCGGUUGUUUCCCAUGCCACGCCCAUUGUUAAAUCAUAUGCUGCUCCGGCCAUUAGCUACGCUGCACCUGCCGUAGUGAAGUCAUACGCCGCCCCAGCCAUUAGCUACGCAGCGCCUGCCGUAGUGAAGUCAUACGCCGCCCCAGCCAUUAGCUACGCAGCGCCUGCCGUAGUGAAGUCAUACGCCGCCCCAGCCAUUAGCUACGCAGCGCCUGCCGUAGUGAAGUCAUACGCCGCCCCAGCCAUUAGCUACGCAGCGCCUACCGUAGUGAAGUCAUACGCCGCCCCAGCCAUUAGCUACGCUGCACCGUACGAUGACCACUAUGGUUAUCACUAAGCGGACGCUGCUCCAUCAGGGGAUGGGGAUGGACGCGGAUCAGGUCGAGAAGCCAGUUGUGAGGCAUGGAGCGGCAGCAGCCGAGGCACGUUCUUCCUUUAGUAUUUCCCACAGUCCAAAAGUAGUCGAAAUCCUUCUUUCUAUCUGAAACGAACCGAACCGGAUCUGUCUCUGAAUAUUUCGUAUUUAUUAAGAACCCAUUAAUAACAUAUCUCUCUCACUGCAAAUAAAGGAAAUUCAUUCGAUUUUUCAAA
Drosophila pseudoobscura is the source of this 1581-nucleotide messenger RNA. RefSeq names its product cuticle protein 16.5. Gene Ontology annotation, biological process: positive regulation of transcription by RNA polymerase II. Gene Ontology annotation, molecular function: transcription coactivator activity. The transcript is spliced from 3 exons. Bases 683 to 1327 code for a protein of 214 amino acids. The record is from RefSeq and is a predicted model, not a curated record. Gene Ontology annotation, cellular component: RNA polymerase II transcription regulator complex. NCBI's taxonomy places the organism in Eukaryota, Metazoa, Arthropoda, Insecta, Diptera, Drosophilidae.